Priapulus caudatus is the source of this 1300-nucleotide messenger RNA. RefSeq names its product dehydrodolichyl diphosphate syntase complex subunit Nus1-like. Bases 94 to 492 code for a protein of 132 amino acids. NCBI's taxonomy places the organism in Eukaryota, Metazoa, Priapulida, Priapulimorpha, Priapulimorphida, Priapulidae. Gene Ontology annotation, molecular function: ditrans,polycis-polyprenyl diphosphate synthase [(2E,6E)-farnesyl diphosphate specific] activity. Gene Ontology annotation, cellular component: dehydrodolichyl diphosphate synthase complex; endoplasmic reticulum membrane. The transcript is spliced from 5 exons. The record is from RefSeq and is a predicted model, not a curated record.
CUUUGAAAGAACCUGUAGGGUUUGAUUAGACGGAACCAAGCCUUCAUCCACAAGUUGUUGAAACAGAAGUGUCAAGAGCUGUUAGGAGUCAGCAUGAGUAGGCUUGGUGUUUAUUUAUACCAACCGCAUAAAGAGAAAGGAGAAAAUGGGAUCCAUUGCAGAACUCGGGUCAGGUUGCUGGAUGGAAGUAAUGGCAAGCAUGAUAUUGUUGAAGCAGUGCGGAAUGUCUGCAUAGAUGUACAGCAUUGCAAAUUUAAAGCUGACAGCAUUGAUGCAAGGAAAUUAGAAGAAUAUUUAAAUGCAACAGAAGGUUUGCCAGACCCUGGUCUACUACUUGCGAUAGGUCCAGUAUAUUCUACUUCCAACUAUCCCCCAUGGCAGAUUCGAUUAACAGAAAUUAUUUAUCUGAAGGCAACUCACAAACUUCGGUACUCCGAUUUUCUAAACAGUCUGCGUUCGUUUAGCAAGUGUGAACAGCGCUUUGGAAAAUGAUUGGUGCGUGUCAUCAUCUCUUUAAAGAACAACUGCAUAAUUAUAUGGUAUGUAUAGGUAUAAACACUAGUCUCAUCUGUCACCAGUUGUUAAAUUUUUGUAAAGAAUCACAAGGGUGUUGGCAGUUUCUGUUGUGAAAUCAUAGGUCCUAGUUUUCCAUUGAUAGGAGGAAUGUUGUUUUUCACAAGUUAUGUAAUUAUAACAUAUGUUGAGUUUUAAAGCAUGCUGUUGUAUUUAUGAGAUUUUGAGGUCAGGUGUUUAUUCAAAGACUGUGUGUCAGAAUUUCAAUACAACUCGUUAACACAUUCAAUAGCAUACAUUUAAUUGUGCUGCUGAUAUUCUGCUUGUUACAGUAAGGAUUUCAAUGUAUCAAACUGUGUUACAAUGUUUUAGUCAGAUCUAAAUUAGACAAUCAGAUCUAUAUAGCGGCUAGGUGCGAACGACUUUCAUCAUCAUUAAAAUAGUUACGUGAGCAAAGGUAAUGUUAAUUAGAAAAAAAAUACAUACAAUAGGGAAAAUCAUGUAAACAAAUGUAACCAGUAUCAAUUAUAACCACGUAGAAAAUAGAGAAUGUUGAGUGCAUUUUUUGUUGAAACACUGUUUAAGAGUGAAGCAGUAUAAACCUAUUGGAAUGAAUAGUCGUGCUAUGUGAUAGUGAUGACAAUGCUUAUUAAAAAUGUUAAGCAAUUCAUUGAAAUCUUAAAAACAUUUAGGUUUGAGUACCAAGAUAUAUACUAUCACAUCGACCGGCUACACAAUUAUGAAUAUUUGUAAGACAUUCCAGAAUAAAAAAUAAGUGAUAAAUAAA